Molecule: messenger RNA, 1598 nt
Organism: Cydia fagiglandana
Lineage: Eukaryota; Metazoa; Arthropoda; Insecta; Lepidoptera; Tortricidae
Product: cytochrome P450 CYP12A2-like
Exons: 9
Coding region: 287-1543 (418 amino acids)
Molecular function (GO): monooxygenase activity; heme binding; oxidoreductase activity, acting on paired donors, with incorporation or reduction of molecular oxygen
Source: RefSeq, a predicted model, not a curated record
GGGGCCUUGCUGUUAAAAGGGGGCUGGAACUAGACAAAAGGCCUAAUAGUAAUUAGUUCUUAAUAAUAUUUUUAGGAACGCAGUUACUUCUCCAGUUGCGGAAUCGCAGAAUAUUAAACCAUGGAAGGAAAUCCCUGGACCACCUAGUCUGCCCAUCAUUGGACCUAUCUUUAGCUUUUUGCCUGGAGGGAAACUGUGUGGAUACAAGGGGGUAAAAUUAUCGGAAAAACUUUACCAACUAUAUGGGCCAAUAGUGCGAUUUGACGGGGUAUUUGGUGGACAGGCUAUGAUUCUAUUAUUUCACCCAGAGACCAUAGAACAUGUGCUUCGUUCUGAGGAGCCUAUGCCAGUUCGGCCCGGGCUUCAGAGUCUAGAGUACUAUCGGAAGCGGCACAACAAGGUCUACGACCCUACAAGGAUAACCGGGCUUGGCUCUGACCACGGCGAAAACUGGAGAGAUUUCCGAACCAAAGUGAACCCAAUAAUGAUGCAGCCGAAGACUAUUAAACUGUACACUGAUGUCCUGGAGGAAGUGUCUAAUGAUUUAGUUGCAAGGCUGAAAUCUAUCCGUGAUGAAAACAAUAGAAUAACGAAGAAGUUCAAUGUGGAAAUGAAUUUAUGGGCACUCGAGUCUAUAGGUGUAGUUGCACUCGGGACUCGACUAAAUUGCUUUGAUCCUAGUCUGCCAGAAGACUCACCAGCCAAAAAGCUGAUACAAAACGUUCAAGACAUCUUCAAUACUGCGGAGAAGCUGGAUUUUGGUUUCAGCCCUUGGAGAUUAUUCUCGACGCCGUUGUUUAAAAAGGCUAUGAAGAUUUAUGAAGAACAGGAAAGGUUAACGAAGUAUUUUAUCGACCAAGGGAUAAAAAAGUUGGAGGAAUCGAAAAGGAAUUCUGCAGAGGGCUCAAACGCAGAGAAACCAAUUCUAGAGAAACUGUUGGAUAUUGAUGUUCGGUUAGCACACAUCACGGCUUCGGACAUGUUAAUGGCAGGAGUAGAUACGGCUGCCAACACUGCAAUCGCUACAUUGUACCUUCUCGCAAUUAAUACCGAAAAACAAAACAAGCUCAGAGAAGAAAUAAUGACCAAGCGAGGCCGGAGGCCUUAUCUAAGGGCGUGUGUCAAAGAGGCCAUGAGGGUACUGCCGGUGGUUAGUGGGAGUGUGAGGCUAGCGACUAAAGAAUACAAUCUUCUUGGAUACAGAAUACCGAAAAACGUUCUGAUAGUGUUCUCCCACCAGUACAUGUCAAUCAUGGCGGCCCACUACCCGCGGCCCGCCGAGUACAUCCCAGAGAGAUGGCUGGCUGAGAAGGGAGAUCCCUUGUAUCAUGGCAACACACAUCCAUUCGUUAUGGUUCCGUUUGGCUUUGGAGUAAGAAGUUGUAUAGGUCGUCGCAUUGCAGAGCUGGAAAUGGAAACGAUGGUGUCCAAAAUGGUAGAGAAUUUCAAGAUAGAAUGGACGAGCAGUGAACCAUUACAAAUAGCCCCAACUUCACUCAAUUAUAUCACGGAGCCUUUCCACUUUGUUUUCAAAGAUUUAUAAAUAAUUACACUUUUCGUCAUAGAUAGAAUUAAAACAUAACGACUAUUAACGUCCA